CCCCUUUCGCGGUAGGCGCGAGCGGCCCCGGGCCUGUCGCUGUCUCUCGCAGCCCGGCAUCAGCGAGUCCUCCCUGCUCUUGGUCCCCAGCAGCGUCGCGGAGGCCCGGGCGGUGGUGGAGACAUGUGCUGCGAGAAGUGGAGCCGCGUGGCCGAAAUGUAUCUCUUCAUCGAGGACCGGGAGGAGGAUUGUAAAAUCCUCUGCCUCUGCUCCAGGGCGUUUGUGGAGGAUCGAAAAUUGUACAACUUGGGACUAAAAGGCUACUACGUCAGAGGAAGUGGCAACAAUGCAGGAGACCAAGCUACAGAAGAGGAGGAAGAAGAUCAUUCCCAUUGGACUACAGAAUCACGUGACAGCAAAGGCAUAGACCUAGAGGAAAGUGACCUUGAUUCUGAGGCCGAACUAAUGAGAAGUAUGGGACUGCCCCUUCAGUUUGGUAAGAUAUCUGCACAUCAGAAUUUUGAGGUGUGUAUGAAUACCAGAAAUAAAGUUAAAAAAAAGGAAAAAAGAAAAAAGAAAAAACAUCAAAUGAAGUACUUAGAUGAGAUUAUGCAAGAAUCUUGGAGAAAAGAUGAAGAAGAUGACAUAUUAGCUUCAGAUGACCCAUCUUCAGUUGAACAGUGUGAGAACUCUGGCACAUCCAAACUUCAAAGAAAAAAGGAUGCUAAAACAGAAAAUCUGCCUGUUGAAAAUAUAUUAUCUCCAAGUCCAGAAAUUACAGAGAAUUGGGAAAAGUAUUGGAAUGAGUAUGGGGAACAAUUGCUAUGGCAAAGCUGGCAAGAAAAUCAUCCAGAUCAAAUACUGUCUCCUGAACCUUGGAACUUUCCUGAUACAAAGGAAGAAUGGGAACAACAUUAUAGUCACCUUUAUUGGUAUUAUUUGGAACAAUUCCAGUUCUGGGAAGCUCAGGGUUGGACUUUUGAUUCCUCACAAAGCUGUAAUACUGAGACUUGUUCAUCUAAAACAGAAACUAACAAUAAGAAAGAUGAAACCUGCAUUACAGUUGACUUAAAAGCUUUCCCAUCACCUGCUAUACUUGGUAACAGCAGCCCUGAUCCAAGUGAGGAGGAUCAUAACAGGAUACUUGAUGGGAUUCGUAAUGUAACUCUGAGCUCAGAGGGAACACUGCAAAGCCAGUUAGAUUGUGUUGUAAGUCUUGAUGGUCAACAGCAGCCAAAUGGAGUUAGCAGCACCAGAGAGUACCCUGCAUCUGGCCAAAGUGAACCAUGUAAUGGAGCAGCCCAGGAAAGCAAUUUAUCUGGCAAUAGAAGCAGAGAACAACCUGCUCAGGAGCCCCAAGAGUCUUCAGGAGCAAACACAAACAAUAACAGACCACAGAGCGACGGAGCUAAUGGAGAUGACAGUGAAGAAGAUCCACCUGAGCAUCAGCCAAGCAAGCUCAAGAGGAGUCAUGAACUGGAUAUCGAUGAAAACCCCAAUUCAGACAUCGAUGACAAUGGUUCUCUUCUAGGAUUCAAGCAUGGUUCGGGGCUAAAGUAUGGUGGGAUCCCAAACUUUAGUCAGCGGCAAGUCAGGUAUUUAGAGAAGAACAUGAAGCGUAAAUCAAAGUACUUGGACAUGCGCCGACAAAUAAAGAUGAAAAACAAACACAUCUUCUUUACUGAAGAAUCAGAAAAACCGUAUUUCAAGAAAAGCAAAGCUUUGAGUAAGGUAGAAAAAUUCCUAAAAUGGGUUAAUGAGCCAAAGGAUGAAGUGUCACAGCAGUCAUUUUCUAAAGACAGUGGGCAAGACACUUGCACGAGCAGUGACUCAGAGGAACAAGACAUGUCUGUUAAGACACGCGAUGACCCAUCAGAGCCCAGUAAUCCCGAUCCUGGCGAGAGUCAGACCAUAUCUUCAGUUGGUGAGCUCGACCCAGAAAAAGAUGGAGGAGACAUCCUGGUAGCAGCUGUUCCAGAUGAGCAGGAUUGUGUUCUUCAAGAUAUACCAGACUCUGUGCAGGCGGAGACCGAAGCUGAAGUGAAAAAGAAGAAGAGGAAGAAAAAGAAGAACAAAAACAAAAAGACGAACAGUCUGCCUUCUGAGAUCGCUGCUGUUCCUGAGCUGGCGAAGUACUGGGUCCAGCGGUACAGGCUCUUCUCUCGUUUUGAUGAUGGGAUUAAACUGGACAGAGAAGGCUGGUUUUCAGUUACACCCGAGAAGAUCGCUGAGCACAUUGCUGGCCGGGUCAGUCAGUCCUUCAAGUGCGACACUGUCGUAGAUGCAUUCUGUGGCGUCGGAGGAAACACCAUUCAAUUUGCCUUAACGGGAAAGAGAGUGAUUGCCAUCGAUAUCGAUCCUGUUAAGAUUGAUCUUGCUCGUAAUAACGCAGAAGUUUACGGGGUAGCAGAUAAGAUAGAGUUCAUCUGUGGAGAUUUCCUGCUGCUGGCCUCUUCUUUAAAGGCUGACGUCGUGUUCCUCAGCCCACCUUGGGGAGGGCCAGACUACGCCACCGCAGAGACCUUUGACAUCAGGACCAUGAUGUCCCCCGAUGGGUUUGAAAUUUUCAGACUUUCCCAGAAGAUCACUAAUAAUAUUGUUUAUUUUCUUCCAAGAAAUGCUGACAUCGACCAGGUGGCUUCCCUAGCUGGGCCUGGAGGGCAAGUGGAAAUAGAACAGAACUUCCUCAAUAAUAAAUUGAAGACAAUCACUGCUUAUUUUGGUGACCUGAUCCGAAGGCCAGCCUCUGAAACCUAACUGAGGCAAUCCAAAGACAAAAAGCACAUUCUGUGGUCAGAACACUUGUGCGGUUCCGUUCUGCACCCGUACUCUCUCGGAUUUUUGUUUUCUUUUGUUUCUGUUUUGUUUUGUUGUGCCCCUAGUCUUAACCUCACCAUGUGAAGUUGAAACCGACACGAGUGUGAUGAGUAUUAAUGAAGUACUUUGAGUCUUU
Messenger RNA from Tupaia belangeri chinensis (Chinese tree shrew), 2893 nucleotides. It is a transcript of the gene TGS1, whose product is annotated as trimethylguanosine synthase 1. Gene Ontology annotation, biological process: 7-methylguanosine cap hypermethylation. NCBI's taxonomy places the organism in Eukaryota, Metazoa, Chordata, Mammalia, Scandentia, Tupaiidae. Gene Ontology annotation, molecular function: RNA cap trimethylguanosine synthase activity. Gene Ontology annotation, cellular component: nucleus. The coding region runs from base 124 to 2697 and encodes 857 amino acids. The transcript has 13 exons. The record is from RefSeq and is a predicted model, not a curated record.